AUGGGCGAAGGCGGGCCUGGCUGGCAGCCAGAGAGAAGAGCCUGCACGGCGUGGGCCGGCCAGUCACGCAGACUCGGGCGAGGAAAGCAUCGCACUGUUUCUCCCGGAGGCUUAAACCGUCUGAUCCAUUGUCUCCCUGCCCGUGUAAUUCCGGAAAUCUCUUUUCUAGGUUAUGCCUGCCGAAGCCUCAGCUCCUCUUCUCCUGUUCAGUCCAGGACCCACGUUAACUAUGACGUCAAGGGGGAUGUCGCAGUCGUGCGUUUUAACUCUCCGAAUUCCAAGGUGAACACCCUCUCCAGGAAGACGAAAGAAGAUUUCGCAGAAAUAAUGAAAGAAAUAUGGGGCAACGACGCCAUCAAAAGCGUGGUGCUCAUCUCGUCCAAGCCCGGCUGCUUCAUUGCGGGGGCAGACAUCAACAUGAUCGAGGAGUGCCAGUCCAGCCAAGAAAUCACGGAACUGUCUCGUGAGGGACAGGAGCUGCUGGCAAACUUGGAGAAGUCCCCGAAGCCCGUCGUGGCGGCCAUCAGCGGUUCCUGCUUUGGGGGAGGACUCGAGGUGGCCCUCGCCUGCCAGUACCGAAUAGCAACCAAGGAGAAGAAGACGCUGCUGGGCACGCCAGAGGUGCUGCUGGGGCUGCUGCCGGGCGCAGGCGGCACCCAGAGGCUUCCCAAGAUGGUGGGACUUCCUGCUGCCUUCGACAUGAUGCUGACCGGACGAAAUAUCCGUGCUGACAGAGCGAAGAAGAUGGGAUUGGUGGACCAGCUGGUCGAUCCGCUGGGUCCCGGCAUCAAGAGCCCCGAGGAGCGGACGCUGGAGUACCUGGAGGAAGUGGCCAUCACCUUCGCCAACGGCCUCGCCAACAAGUCCAUUUCGCGCAAGACGGACAAGGGGCUGAUGCAGAGGCUGAUGAGCUACGCCCUGAGCAUCCCCUUCGUGCGGCAGCAGGUCUACAAAUCGGUGGAGGGGAGAGUCCAGAAGCAGACGAAGGGGCUCUACCCCGCCCCGCUGGCCAUCAUUGCGGUUGUGAAGACGGGCCUGGAGCAAGGCAACGAAGCCGGGUACCUCCUCGAGUCGCAGAAAUUUGGGGAGCUCGGGAUGACCCCUGAAUCCAAGGCCCUGAUCGGGCUCUACCACGGGCAGGUGCAGUGCAAGAAGAACAAGUUUGGGGAGCCGAAGCAGCCCGUCCGGCACCUCGCCAUCCUGGGCGCAGGCCUGAUGGGCGCGGGGAUUGCCCAGGUCUCCGUGGACAAAGGCAUCACAACCGUCCUGAAGGACACCACCCUGGAGGGGCUGAACCGGGGGCAGCAGCAGGUCUACAAAGGCUUGAACGACAAGGUCAAGAAGAAGAGCUUGACCUCGUUCGAGAGGGACUCGAUCAUGAGCAACCUGACGGGGCAGCUGGACUACAAGGACUUCCGGAAGGCGGACAUGGUGGUGGAGGCCGUCUUCGAGGACCUCGGCGUCAAGCACAGAGUGCUGAAGGAGGUGGAGGAGCUGGUCCCUCCGCACUGCGUCUUCGCCAGCAACACGUCCGCUCUGCCCAUCAGUCAGAUCGCUGCCGUCAGCAAAAGGCCGGAGAAGGUGAUCGGGAUGCACUACUUCUCCCCGGUGGACAAGAUGCAGCUGCUGGAGAUCAUCACCACCGACAAGACGUCCCCAGACACGGCCGCCUCCGCCGUGGCCCUCGGCCUGCGACAGGGGAAGGUCAUCGUCGUGGUGAAGGAUGGCCCGGGCUUCUACACCACCCGCUGUCUUGCGCCCAUGCUGGCUGAGAUCAUCCGCGUCCUCCAGGAAGGCUUCGAUCCCAAGAAGGUGGACGCCCUCUCCACGGGCUUCGGCUUCCCCGUUGGGGCCGCCACGCUGAUCGAUGAAGUGGGUGUGGACGUGGCCACGCACGUGGCCGAGGAUCUCGGCAAGGCCUUUGGCGAGCGCUUCCGGGGCGGGAGCGUGGAGCUGCUGAAGGCCAUGGUGGCCAAGGGCUUCCUUGGCCGGAAAGCUGGGAAGGGCUUCUACCUGUACCAGGAGGGGGUGAAGAACCGGAACGUGAACGCCGGCAUGGAUGAGAUCCUGGAGAGGUUCCAAGUGGGGGCCAAGCCCGAGGUCUGCUCGGAGGAGGACGUCCAGAUGCGCUUGGUGUCGCGGUUCGUGAACGAGGCAGCCCUGACCCUGCAGGAUGGCAUCCUCAGCAACCCCGUGGAGGGGGACAUCGGGGCCGUGUUUGGCCUGGGCUUCCCGCCAUGCCUGGGAGGUCCCUUCCGCUACGCCGACUCCUACGGGGCCCAGCGGCUGGUGGACCGCAUGCGGAAGUACGAGGAUGUCUACGGGAGCCCCUUCACGCCUUGCCAGCUGCUGAUCGACCAUGCCAAAGACUCCAGCAGGCGGUUCCACAAGUGAGCUCGCCUGCAGCACCGCCCAGCGGCUGGGCAGAGGGCGCCCUGGGGGGCCGCCGUGCCUGUGGGGUGGGGCCCGGCCCCAGCCCUCCAAGUGCCUUCCCCGCUCGGGCACUGCCUCUCCUUGGCCCGGCCCUCGCCAGGCGGACGCGGCCCUCCCUGCAGCGGGCAACGGGACCGGCUUGUCCCCGGGGCCAGCAGCAGCCUCAGGAGCGCGGCUGUUUCCGGCCCAGCUGGCCUGCAGCACUGACUCGCCAUAAAGCCCCGUGUCUCGCCUUGUUC
Varanus komodoensis (Komodo dragon) is the source of this 2672-nucleotide messenger RNA. RefSeq names its product hydroxyacyl-CoA dehydrogenase trifunctional multienzyme complex subunit alpha (gene HADHA). Gene Ontology annotation, molecular function: enoyl-CoA hydratase activity; long-chain (3S)-3-hydroxyacyl-CoA dehydrogenase (NAD+) activity; NAD+ binding. The record is from RefSeq and is a predicted model, not a curated record. The coding region runs from base 1 to 2394 and encodes 797 amino acids. Gene Ontology annotation, biological process: fatty acid beta-oxidation. The transcript is spliced from 19 exons. Lineage: Eukaryota; Metazoa; Chordata; Lepidosauria; Squamata; Varanidae. Gene Ontology annotation, cellular component: mitochondrial fatty acid beta-oxidation multienzyme complex; mitochondrion.